Ostreobium quekettii is the source of this 618-nucleotide messenger RNA. The record is from the annotation of a GenBank genome assembly. Lineage: Eukaryota; Viridiplantae; Chlorophyta; Ulvophyceae; Bryopsidales; Ostreobiaceae.
AUGGGCGGAAAGCGAGAGAAGCAGAAGAAAGAACGACGCGUCCGAAUCAUCGCCGCGGCCACCAAGUUCUUCAACAGCAAGGGGUAUGACGCCACCAGCCUCUCGGACAUCGCCAAAGAUGCCGGAUUGGCGGUAGGCACCGUCUACAAUUACUACCCCUCCAAGGCAGCGCUCCUUCCCGAACUAAAACAAGACGCUGUGGGGCACUUGCACGAACGCUUCGAUGCCCUGACAGAAGAUCCGCCAGGCGAUCCCAGAGAAGCCCUGGGCGCUGUCGCCCGCGUCGUGCUCACGCAAACGCUCGAGUGGGACCUGGCGCUCGGGAAGCACCUGUUGGCGGCGAGUUUUACCGAGCCGGAGAAUGUGGGCAGCCACACGCUGUUUUUCGAGCUCGCGGCUGUCGAAACGAUCCGCACGCUGCUCGAGUACUACACCAAGUCAGGCUCCCUCCAUAUCGCCCUCCCCAUCGAGACCGCCACCGAGGCGAUCCACGCGGCCAUCACCGCCCAGAACAACAUCCUGCUGAUGGGUGACGCGCCCGAUUACCAACAUAUGGAGUUCUUCCUCAAACAGAUCGACGCGCAGCUCGAGUUGAUCCUCUAUGGCUGGCUCCUGAUG